This is a messenger RNA of Aphanomyces astaci, 7281 nucleotides long. RefSeq lists its product as hypothetical. Lineage: Eukaryota; Oomycota; Saprolegniomycetes; Saprolegniales; Verrucalvaceae. The coding region runs from base 25 to 7179 and encodes 2384 amino acids. Gene Ontology annotation, biological process: Golgi organization; COPII vesicle coat assembly; autophagy. Gene Ontology annotation, cellular component: endoplasmic reticulum exit site; ER to Golgi transport vesicle membrane. The record is from RefSeq and is a predicted model, not a curated record. The transcript is spliced from 2 exons.
CCUGACCCCAAGGCACAAACCCAGAUGGAAGGUCAAGGUGUGCGCUCGCUCUUUGGGCCUCCAUCUAGUUCCGAGUCUGAAGGAUGGGAAGUCGUGGACCAAGAAGACAGGGCAGCAGCGCCUCAUGCAGCAAGUCGCCAGGCGUUGAGCAUCAACCCGCAUGCCGAGGUGAACAAGCCGCAGUUUCCCGUGCGCGUUCCGACGAAAAAUGCGGUCCCGAGCCAUGUUGUUGAGGAUCUCUUGGCGGAACAUCACAGGAUCCACGGUCGACAGGCGACGUUGGACUUGUACGCCGACGACGCGGACGACAACGACGGUGGUGCGUGGGGCACCGACUCGCCGUCGAACUUGCUCGGCAGCGACGAAUUGGAUUACGACGACGAGGCAUCCCCAGCGAAAGCUCAGACCCUCCAUCAAACGUCCUCGUGGAACCAGCAUAUUGAGUUAAGUCCUCGCCAACCUCCCGCCGGAGCAUUUGGCGACGACGACCUGGACUUGGACGAUGAUGACGACGACUUGUCGACAACGUCGCAUCCAGACGUCGCCCGCGGACCUUCAACGCCAACGGCGGCUGAACCGUCGUACGACUUGCAUACGAGCAGUCCGUUCAGUGAAUCGGCCGAACCUCCCGAAGGGGCCUUUGGGGACGACGAUCUCGACCUCGAUGACGACAGCGAAGGUGACGUUGACCAACCUAUCGUCACCGAGCAAGUUGAACAAGACGAAGUACCCUUCCAUGCUCAUGUCCCUGAGCAAGUUGAAGUAACAUCCCACAAUCGUGUCCAUGAAGUGCUUGAACACAUCAACAGCGACAAUGCACCAGAAGUCCAUUCGUUUGUGAUCGCGCCCGAACUCCACGCCAUUCCGCUCAGUCCCUAUGACGCCCCCGCGGGAGCGUUCGGCGACGACGAUUUGGACCUCGACGACAUUGACGAAACAGAACAAGUCGAUGACGUGGCAGAACCCCCUGUCGAGAUGGACAUCCCGGAAGUGUCUCACAUUGACACGAGGUAUCACCUCCAUGACGGUGUAGCAGAAGCCAGUCCCGAAGAAAGCCCGACGCAUCGCGACUCAUGGACUGGUGAAGCAGUCGGCGUCGACGACGACGUCGUUGGCACUGCCAUGUAUGCAGAACAUGACCAACUUCCUCCCCAUCCCCUCCACCACCCCCCGGCUGCUUCCCCCCCCAAUCCAUUGCCACCAGUGUCGCAGUCAGAGAAGGUUGCCGCAAGUCUGGAUGAUUCGUCGGUGGAAUCGCAUGAGCAGCCGGUCCUUCUAGCAUCGCCGCCGCCGCUGCCAUUUGCAUUGGACGAACGAGUAGAAACAGGGCCACCGCUCCAUGAUCAUCCAUCCGAAGUCGUGUUGGAAACGUGUUUUGAUCGUCGAGCGGAUGGCGAUGUGGACAUUCCAGAAGCCAUCCCGCCGCAUAUUGUUGAUCCUCCAAGCGUUCAAGAAGCAGAAGACUGGCAUCCAGAGAGUGUGCAUGUCAUCCCGCCAACUGUCACUAGCGUCUUGGAUCGAGACCAAGAUGCAGCGAACGUGCUGAGCAACUCUGACCCGCCCGCUGCGGUCGAACUCCACGCCGAGAUCGAGUUUGAUCACCACCACUCCGCCGCGUCGUUGUUUGCGUCACAUGUCGAAGCGUACGAUACAGCGUCGCCAUUUGAUUUGCCACAAGGUGAAGAAAACCCAGCCGACGCGGCGGCUCCUUUGCAUGUAAUGGAACAACCUCAAGUAGCAGGAAGCAACAACGAGUCUCCGGAGCAGGUGGUCGAAGCGUCCUUUCAAAGCACUAACGUGUACAUGGAUGAUGACACUCAAACACCCGUCCGCUUUCAGUCGGCACAAGCAGCCCCCCCUCCCCCCCACCACCAUCACACGUCGGCCCCCGAGGUUCACGGCGGGACCCCCCCCCCGUCGUCGUCGGUCGACAGUGCGCCGCCAGUCCUUGAAGUGUUGGACCAUAGCAUUGAAAGCCAUCCGUCGCCCUUUGACGAGGCCGACGCCACGGGGUUCUUCUCGCCACCAGUGCCGCCGUACCCUGCUCGAGGCAACGUGUCGUCCGGAUACGAAGCGGAGGGUGUUGACACGGCAGUGCCCGAUGCGUCGGCGGUGUUUUCCGCUGGCUUUGGAGAUGAUUUGGUGCCAGAAUUCCACACCCCUCGACCCUCGUCGGACCAGUACGAGUCGCAGUCUUAUGCGACAUCGUCGUCACCGUUUGACGACCAGCACGGGGACCAUGCCGCCCACAGCGCAGUGUCGCACAUUUUGGCUCCGCCUGCCACUAGUGCUUUUGGGAACUACGAGGAAAUAACCCCCCCCCAUGAGACACUGUUUGACGCGCCUCUCGACAGUCCGGAAGAAACCACGGCCGUGUACGAUCACGACCCAUUUCGGUCGUCGGCUCAUGGUUCCCCGUCGGACUUUGACCCGCAAGGCACGGCUAGUGCAGACGAGUUGUUUUCAUCGGCCCCAUGCUUUUCAGGGUUCGAUGCGACACCACCGCGUGCACCGUCGCACUUUGCAAACCCGUCGCAGUACUACUCGGCCCCCCACGUCCCCACGACCACCCAGCCAUUGGACGAGUUUUUCUCGACCGGAAUGGAUCUGUCGUCGUCGUUCCAUUCCGUUGGCCAUGAUGCCGCCCAUCUGUUUGGGGAAGCAAUAGGUACCGACGACCACCAUCCAUUUGGCGAUCCAUUUGCAUCAGCAUCAGCUCCCCAUCACCACCACCAGCAGCAGCAUCAUCCAGACUACCACAGCGCCGACGAGUUGUUUCCCCAAGGGAAUGAUGCCCCGUCGGUCGGCCACGAAGAGCAAUGUGGCCACGACCAACGACACAACUACUUGUACCCGCCCCCGACCCCCGUCCACCAGAGCUACUCUGCAUUUCAACCACCAGCAACAUAUGCAGAGCAAACGUUCGAGUCGCAUGAGGUAGAGCAAUCGCCACCACCUGAACAGCACCCCCAUGCAGUUGACCAAUCUGGCUUUUUGGACGAGCAGCCUUUGCCACGUAGCCGUUCUGUGAUUGGCUACGAACGACAUGACUAUGCGCCACAAGUUGGCCAUGAGGACGAAUUCACUGGAGACGACGGACCACCCCCCCCUUCUGCCCAGACUUUUACGGCGGGGGGAGUGCUGCAUCAGUCGGACUUGAAUGAAGGGCCGACCUUUGGGAGUCCUGAACAGUGUGAUCCAGUGCUCAAUCAACAAAGGACCGAGUUGUAUCGAUCCCACCCCUCCUCCACGUCCGACCUGCUCUUGUCCCCUGAAGUUGUACGAGCUCAGUAUGCCACCCCCCCUCAACCAGACAACCACUCUACCGGUGUAACGACUUCUGUGACUUCAAAUGCAUCGCCUGGAAGCAGCACCCUUCUCACGGCGACGACGUACCCCGAGACGACUGCUCCAUCACCACCGCCCCACCCCACCACGAAAGCGGCGGAGGUAGCAUCAACCAACCGCCCACCCCACCAAACGCCGCCAGUAUUCCAAGUCUCGAAACUCAAACUCCAUUUGGACGAGAAUGACGUGGAAGACGUGCCCACGGCCGACUCUUUGUUUUCCCCGACCAACGGCAACGAAAUCUCCAGUGUGUUUGGGGCGUCAGCGUUUGAUCAACCGCCGAGCUCACUGGGCGGGUUUGCCAAUAACGCCACGACGUUGUUUAGCCAAACCAGCAGUGCUACUGCCGUGGAGUCGUUUGCACGUCCUCGUCCUUCGUACGAACCAUCGCCUGAGACACCGUUUGCAAGUGAGACACCGUUUGCAAGUAUCUCCUCAGCCAAUGAGUACGGCCACACCACGGCGGCAUCCUUUGAAGAACCAGCGGCCGCCGAUUUGUUUGCGGGGUCGGUGUCGUCGACUCCCUUUGACCAGCAACUUGACUUUGCCGAAUCAACCGAACACCAACAUCCCUUUGGACAAGCGGCGACUCAUCAAGACGAUGCUGCGCAAGGGUUUGGACAGUAUCCCGAGCCGUCUCCGUACAACCAGUCGGCCGCAAAUGCGUUCAAUCAAGCUGCAGAACCUACACAUGCACACAAAAGUACUCCGUACAACACGUACAGUACAAACGCCCAAUCCAGUUAUACUGACCAGGCUGGGCAUGGCGGGGAUUUCAAUCAACCUGCGGCUGCUACACGGCAUUACGAUGCUCAUUCGUCAUAUGACGCCCAGUAUGGCCAACACCAGCCACCCACGGGGUAUGGGUAUGCGCAACCAGGGUACCAGCAGCCCCCUGUCUACCACCAGCCUGUAGCUCAAACGUUUGACCAGCCAGCCCCACCAUCGUACCCCCAAGCUCCAGGACACGGGUUUAGCCAACCGGCUUAUACACAGCAACAACAACACAACUACCACCAGCAACAGCAAGGCCACGACCACCACCAGCAGCAGCAAGGCUACAACCAGUCGCACCAAUACACCGCACACCCUUCGCCCCAUCCUUCCCACGGAUACCCCGGCGAGACGGCGCGGCCUGCUGCUGUGAAGCCCGCCAUCUUUAAGCCGCAAGUGGCUCAAGCCCAGCCUGUGGCCUACGAACAACAGCACGUUCCGCGUAUGAGUCGUGAGCUACAGCAGCAGUACAAGCCGGCUGCUUCGAUUCCACACCCCACGACCCCUGCAGUGUUCAAUCCUGCCCCCAAGACUUCAAAUCGACCGAAGGAUCCGUCGGUGGUUCCGCGCACUUGCUUGGCCGCGUUUGGGUUUGGGGGGACGGUAUGCGUCAUGUUUCCUCGGCGAAAGCUCAAGCUACUCAGUACAGCGCUGCCGCGAAACAGCCCGCGUUCACUGCAAGGAUCCUCCCAUUCCUUUGACGAACCCCUCGAUGAAUCCAGAAAAGGGCCAUUGGAUUUCUACAAGAUGGACUCGCUGCACCAUGGAUCGGAUGGGUUUUACGAAAAAGUCCGCGGGUUUCCCGGCCCGCUCUUGCCGUCGACGUCGGACGAGGCGAUCCUCAAGUACAUGGGGGCGCAAGGAUCGGUCCACGAAGACGAGCGCGUGCUGUGGGAACUCAUGCACGUGUUUGUCAAGUCCAAGGGAAAAGUAAGCAACCGCGACGCGACCGAUAUGUUGCUCUUGCCAUUGCUGCAGAACUCUCUGGCGCGGCGCAGCAACGCGCAGUACGACGCGGCGCUGCCUCCCAUCUUGAACACCCGCGCCACCGACGAAUCAAAUGCGACGAUCCGUCAACUGCUGCUAAACGGCGAUCGGAAAGCUGCCGUCGACGUGGCCGUAGCCGCCAACAUGUGGCCGGAAGCGAUGCUCAUGGCGUCUAUGGUCGACUCUGCCCUGUACAAAUCGGUCGUGGAGUCGUUUGUGUCGUCGCGGUACGGCUCGGGUGACCCGUUGCGGACCAUGCUGAUGGUGUUGGGUGACUUGGGCGUCCAGAGCGUCCAGGAAGUUCCCAAUAACCACGUGUCGAAAGAUCAAUUGCCAACGACUGACAGUUUAUUGCUGGGCAAUUGGGUGGCGCAAGUGCAGAUUUUGAUUGCCAACCCCACGACCAAUACCAACACGGUGCUCGUCGAGCUGGGCGACCGGUUGCUGCGGGAAACCAACAAUGUAUGGGCGGCGCACACGUGCUUUUUGCUCGCGGGGGUGCCCGUGGAAGCCCCGAACGCGCGGAUGACGCUGAUUGGCGGCCACGCGACCGGCGACGUCCGGUUCUUUGUCCGGCCCCACACGAUCCAGUGGACUGAAGUGUACGAACACGUGACGAGCCCGACGCCGCUGGUGCCGUUCCAGGGCUACAAGUUCAUUUAUGCGACACUGUUGGCCGAUGCUGGCUGUUGUGACGUGGCGUUCAAGUACGUGGACGCGAUGCGCAAGACACUCGAGACGUGGACACUCAAGCUCAAGAUGCCGUCGUCGCCGUACCUUGACAACCUCAAGAUGCAACUCGAUGUGUUUGACGAUCGCCUGCGCUUCUUCAUGGGCCAGGAGCGCGUCGACGCCGCCGAGGUUCAAGUGGCCAAGAAGGGCGGCGGAUUGUUUAGCUCACUCACGGGCUUUCUCGACAAGACCCUCGAUAAGAUUGUGAACGAUACCCCCCUUCCCCCAGCCAAAACAGUGUCGAUGGUUACAGGCACCGCGUUUGCCCCGCACAUGUUUCCGCCGGCUCCCCCCGCCUCCAACAACUCGCAGACGGGUCCUGGCUCGCACAACUCUGGCAUUGCCGCCCCGGGGUCGCAAGGUGGGCACAGCAGCGCAUCGUCUAGGGGGCCAUAUGCAGCUGCUCCGGGGUCGCAAGGCGGGUACGGUCCUCCCUCUGGAACGUCGUCGCACAAUCACAAGGGAUUCGCUGCGUCCCCCCAGGCCGCCGCCGACGCGUCUGGGUUUGGAAUUGACUCUCAAAACGACCCGAGUAGCUGGAACACCCCCCCCCACCACCCCCCCGCAGCCCCCACCUCAUCGCAUGAGGCUGUGGCUGAACAUAGCGCGUUGCCACCGCGUUCCCAACACUCGAAUGCCGCCGCCGCGCCAGUGUCGGCGCCAACGCAUGCCCAACCAGUGCCCCAUCCCCCGCUGAAGAAGAGCAGCAGCUUCUCGAUGGACUCGAAAUCGCACGUUGUCGCAAACAAGCCCGAAGCCCCCGACACUGCAACAAGUACGUCCAUUUCCAAAGCCAAGACCCCGCCGACGUCCCAGAAGAAGUCGGGCUGGGGAUUCCCGUCGCUGAGUUUGCCCUCCCUUGGCAUUGUCGACAUGCUGCGACGAGGCGCCGACCCCGUCGGAGAUGCCACCGUGGCCAAAGUGGGCAGGGACAUGGAAGCGUAUUUCUGCCAGGAAAAGAAGCGAUGGGUGUUCCCCGGCGAAGAAGCCACGGACGACGCCGCCGGUCCCCCUUCGGCGCCCCCGACGUCGUUUGCAGCCGCGGCACCCUCGUCCUCAGCCUCCUCGGCCCCCGACGACCCCCUUGCAGCCCUCAUGGCACCCCCACCCAUGAAGGAAACCACCCCCCUCGCAGCCAUGAUGGCGCCGCCGGCGAGAAGCAUGUACGGAUCCCAGCGAGGCGGCGCAGCGGCGGUGAAACGCGCGCCGGCGCGACCGCAAUAUGCCGUGUUCAAGCCAAGUCCGGCGGCGGCGUCUUCCGUUAGCGACGACCCUCCAGGCUCGGCAAAUGACAAUUCGUCCUUGCCGCCUCCUCCAGGGUCAUCUGGAGGUCAAUAGGGUCUCUUGACAUGCAUGUAAUAAGAACACAUUCUACAUCCAGCAGCACAUGUCAUCGCGAAGUCAUCGGUUAACCUAGGAAACAUUGGGAGUAUUCAUUCA